Coffea arabica (coffee) is the source of this 2638-nucleotide messenger RNA. The record is from RefSeq and is a predicted model, not a curated record. NCBI's taxonomy places the organism in Eukaryota, Viridiplantae, Streptophyta, Magnoliopsida, Gentianales, Rubiaceae.
CUACACAAAUCAAUAAAGGUAGUGAAUAAAAAUCAAUAAAAUUAGUGAUUCCUUACCUACUACUGUUACUUUCUCCUGUAUAUUCCACCAUAACUGCAAAAGUUUUUGCUAUUAUUAAUUUGCUUCUUUCUUUGGUUGAAAUUAUUAUCUUUGUCGAAAUCUUCAUCUCUUCUACUUGUUAAUUUGCUUCUUUCUUUUGCGGAAAUUAUCAUCUUCGUCCUAAUAUUCUCUUUUGCUUAAAUUCAAAAUUUUGAGUACAUAGCUUUCCAACAUACGGGGAGUUUCAACACAUUUAUCAGAACUGUUGCCAGAGUAUUUAAACUUUCUGGAGUCACACGUGAUGGAAGCAUUUGUGGGAAUUCUCGUCGAUACUUUGAAUUCCAUGAUCCAGAAGGAGAGUGGAUUGCUUUGUGGUGUUGCAACUGACAUGGAAAAUCUUGCACGCUUGCUCUCCACCAUCAAGGCAGUCCUUGAAGAUGCUGAGCAGAAGCAAUUCACAGACAAGGCAAUACAACUCUGGUUUCAGAAGCUCAAUGGUGUUGCCUAUGAAAUCGAUGAUGUAUUGGAUGAUUACGCAGCUGAAGCCUCAAGAGUCAAGUACAAAAAUUCUGGUUGUUUUAGUUUGAUGUGUUACCCUAUAGCAGGAAACUUAGUGUUUCGUCACAGGAUUGGGACAAGGAUGAAGGAGAUCCUUGAAAAAUUUAAUGCAAUAGCUGAUGAGCGGAUAAAGCUUGGUUUGAUUGAUCAGAACCGUGGGAGCAACCACUUUCAGGUUGAUUCUACUGGAACACGUGAGACUGGUUCCUUGCUAAAGGAACCUGAUCUAGUCCUUGGAAGGGACGAGGCGAAAGACGAGAUUGUGAAAAUAUUGGUGAAUCAAGUCAGAGAUAAUCAAAAUGUAUCAGUACUCCCUAUAGUGGGUGUUGGAGGCCUUGGAAAGACAACACUUGCCCAAUUGGUGUUUAAUGAUGAGCGCAUAGCCAAGCAUUUUGACCCAAAACUCUGGGUUUGGAUCUCAGAGGAUUUCAAUGUGAAGAGGAUUAUAAAAGCCUUAAUUAAUUCAAUACGAGGGACUCCUGUUGAAGAAUUAGAAUUGGAUCCUCUGCAAAGAAAACUUCAAGAGUUGUUGAGAGGGAAAAGAUACUUGGUUGUACUGGAUGAUGUCUGGAAUGAGAAUCUAGAGGAAUGGGAGAAACUGAAAUCUGUUCUGGAAUGCGGAUCAAGAGGUAGUUCAAUCAUCAUGACAACUCGCAUGGAGAAGGUUGCCACAAUAAUGGGCACAUUACAAACAUAUUAUCUGUCGAGUUUGUCAGAGAAUCAGUGUUGGUCACUGUUUAGGCAACGGGCAUUUGGCCGUCAAGAGGCUGAAGAAUAUCCUAACCUUGUAGUUAUCGGAAAAGAGAUUGUGAAAAAAUGUGGUGGUGUUCCUCUGGCUGCAAAGGCUCUUGGAGGCUUUCUACGAUUUAAAAGGCAAGAAAAUGAAUGGAACUCCGUGAAAUGCAGUGAAAUUUGGAACUUACCUCAAGAUACAACACAUAUCUUGCCCGCGUUGAGAUUGAGCUACCUUAAUCUUCCGGUAGAGUUGAGAGGUUGCUUUGCAUAUUGUGCAGCAUUUCCCAAGGGCUAUGAAUUUGAAAUAGAAGAGGUAAUACAUUUGUGGAUGGCAAAUGGAUUGCUUUCAUCUAAUGAAACAAUGGAAGUGGAAGAUGUUGGUGUUGCCGUGCUGACUGAACUAUAUUAUAGAUCACUAUUCCAAGCAGUAAAGGAAGAUGAAUUUGGCAAUGCCCUCACUUUUAAGAUGCAUGACCUUGUCCAUGAUUUGGCUCGAUCAGUAAUGAAGGCUAAACACGGUGGAACAGAGUCAAAUAGAACGAUGAUAUUAGGUAUGCCAGAUGAUCAGCUAACAGUGGCUUUUCCUAUUACAAUCACAGGCAUUGACCAGUGCUUUUCUUUCUUGUCAAAAUGUGGCUCCCUGAGGGCUCUCAUGGUAAAGUCAAUGGAGUCUACCCAAGAAGAGUUUACGAAGUUGUCACAUGCAAUAAGCAAACUGAAACAUUUAAGGCAUCUAGAUCUUUCAAGAUCUUUAAUUAUUGAACUACCCAAUUCAAUUUGUGACUUGUGGAAUUUGCAAAUUUUAAACCUAAAUGAUUCUCUCAUUCUUCUGAGUCUACCCAAGGGCAUGAGAUUCCUCAGAAAUCUUCGACAUCUUUGUCUACAUGGAUGUUGGAGUUUGACUCACAUGCCAAGUGGAAUUGGGAAGUUGACUUGCUUGCGGACGUUGGGUAUGGUCGUCUUGAGUGGCAAGAAAGGCUUCCGACUAAGUGAGUUGCGAGACUUAAAUAUGCUUAGAGGAGGGCUAACAAUUAUGCACCUUGAGAGGAUUGAAGACAAAAAGGAUUCAGAAGAAGCUUGCUUAAUUAAGAAACAGAGUCUCCACGGGUUGAAUUUGUAUUGGGAUUCCGAAAGAACGAUUCAACGGUACAAUGAUAAGGAAGUGCUCGAAGCCCUCAAACCCCGGCCCAACCUUCAACUGCUACGUGUCCUAGGCUUCAACGGUUCAUCAUUUCCAUCUUGGAUUUCAACUGUAACAGAAGUUGUUGUGCACGAGAGUGCAGCGGAGUACAUAGUUGGGGUCUAA